This is a messenger RNA of Paramecium sonneborni, 342 nucleotides long. NCBI's taxonomy places the organism in Eukaryota, Ciliophora, Oligohymenophorea, Peniculida, Parameciidae. The record is from the annotation of a GenBank genome assembly.
UAUAAAUAUGAAACAUAAAAAAUAAUUGACACUAAGAUCAGCAAAUCAUUCUAGAUAAUCAUCCAUAUCAUCAUAAGGUUCUGAAAGCUCAAAGAAUUAAACUAAUGGAUGUUAUUUAUAAAUCUCUCCUAGAUUUGAUGCUAACAAUGGUUUGGCUUUUAAGAACGAACUUAAAGUAAUUAAAAUAGCUUCUCCUAAGAAUGAAAGCUUAUCUCCACAUUAAGAAAUAAUACCUCAUCAUAGAAAAAGUGUUUAAUCAAUGAAAGACGAUCCUUUAAAAAAAAGUUAGUUUAGUAAGACAAUCCACACAAUUGAUGAAUUAUAAUGAUUUUAUACAUAGGU